Messenger RNA from Centropristis striata (black sea bass), 5492 nucleotides. RefSeq names its product transmembrane protein 201 (gene tmem201). The record is from RefSeq and is a predicted model, not a curated record. Gene Ontology annotation, biological process: nuclear migration along microtubule. The coding region runs from base 91 to 1275 and encodes 394 amino acids. Gene Ontology annotation, molecular function: actin filament binding; lamin binding. Gene Ontology annotation, cellular component: nuclear inner membrane. The transcript is spliced from 6 exons. NCBI's taxonomy places the organism in Eukaryota, Metazoa, Chordata, Actinopteri, Perciformes, Serranidae.
CGCGUGCACUCUGGCGCCGUGUUUUUCGGUACCGAAGACUACAUUUCUCAUGUUGUUUUCAGCUCACCUGUGCUGCUAAUUUAUGUGGGAAUGGAGUCGUUUAACCAGCUGCUGUUGGACUAUCCGGAAUUGAUGUACAGCGGAGUCGGAGCUACAGCUGUUGCUGCCGGCGGAGCGCUCAUAUACAAAAUUGCCACCAGAAAGAAGCCCAGCCAUGCAAACGUAAAUUGCUGGUUCUGCAACAAGAACACAGUGGUUCCUUAUGGAAACAGAAACUGUUGGGACUGUCCUUACUGCGACCAGUAUAAUGGCUUCCAGGAGAAUGGGGAUUACAACAAACCAAUACCAGCUCAGCACAUGGAGCAUCUAAACCAUGGAGUGACUGGUACCCUGCCUUCAGAGCCACCAAAAACACUACAGUGGGUCAACUGCCAAAUGCUCCUGUGCAGGAAAUGCAACAACAACCAGACUGUGAAGAUAAAACAGCUGGCCUCAUUUAUUCCAAGGGAUGAUGAGAACUAUGAUGAGGAAAUUGAAGCAUACAAGCAUCACCUGGAGCAGACUUAUAAGUUAUGUAGGCCAUGUCAGACAGCAGUGGAGUAUUACAUCAAAUAUCAAAACCGCCAACUUCGAACCGUGCUCCUAAACCAUAAGCUUCGACGCAGUGGAGAAUCGGACAAGGGCUUCAUAAAGAGCUCCUAUUCUGUGUCUUCUCCCGCAGGGGUCAUACUGUUGCGGGCCCUCACCUUCCUGAUGUGUGCUUUUCUAGUUGCUACAUCAUUGUUUGACUUGCCAUACCAGUCUGCUUCGCUUAGUGGGACACCAACACUCAGUGGUGUCAUUCCUCCAAAGCCUAAACCCCACAAUGAAUCCAUCGCCAACAACGAAAGCAGUGUUGCUGUGCCUGUAUGGCAGGGUCUGCUGGAGCUGCUCCCAGACCAGGCGGUGGAAAGUGCCAAGCUGAUUUUGCAGCAUGGAAAGGACAACCAGCUGGCUGUAGUAUCGGUUGGCCUGUUGACUUGUCUUACUGCUAUCUUCUUAGCAGGACCUGUGAGGUUGAGGAGAAUUGAUGCUGUGGCGUCUGUCCUGUGGUUCCUCAUCUUGUGCCUCUACCUGGCUGAGAGCUACCUGAGUGAUACUUUGGACUGGAUGGACACAGCCAAGCUCACCACCGCCUCCCUCUGUUGCCUAGUCAGCUUUGCAGCUGCUGUGGCAACUCGCAAACCGCUGGGUUCAAGAAGAGCCAGAUAUCGAAGGUCAGAAUCUGAGCAGUAAUGUUCAAAUUGUGUUUGAAGCAUAGGGAGUUGAGUCCUCUUCCUAUGAGACAUUUGUGCUCAUUAGAACCAAAUGAGCACAAAUCUCACAAUCUAUAACCGUUUCUUAACAGAACAAGGGACAAGCUGUUUUUAAUUCACUUUUUCUGUAAAACAAUGGUUUUUAAUUACUGAUGUGUGUGAAUGACUGUGGGGUUAUGAUAUGUGAAUGGCAAAGUUAAAGCGUAGGAUUGUGUGUGUGGCCCAUAACGGUAUCAAAAGAGCAGUGCUGCUUACCACAUCAAAACCUCACCUUCAAGCACACAUUUACAUGGUCCACAGUUGUCUCUUGUGUAAAGAAUUUUAAAAACAUUUAAUAGGAAGGGGUAUUCUUGCACAAAAAUAAGAUGGUAUGAUGGGAAAUGCACACAAUUCUUAAUCCCUCUGAUUGGUAAAAAGGAUUGUUGCAUGACAACAAAGUUCUUAUUUUUGGACUGUUUCAAGAUAAACUGACUAGAGACUGAUUUCUGAAAUUAAGGAGUCAUGUAAUCAUAAAUUAGUCCAGAAUUAUUCUGAAAUCAAUCAAGACUUUACUACAGAAGGUAUUUUUUGGGAAAUUGUACUAUACUUUCUCUUAUUUUCUCUUAAGUAUUUAUCCUGUUUGUUAAUCUAUAUGCUUAGAUUUAGUUAAUUCCUAAUUAACUGUACCACACAUGUGGUGGGUGGAUAUUAUAACAUUUCAGUACCAAACUGGCAUUUAAUAAAACUAUGUAUUCUACAUUAUGCUAGAAAAUUUAUAAGCAUUUUGAAUGUACUCAUUUAUUUAUUAACACUUUGGUGUAGCUGUGGGUUUGAAAUAAUUUACUAACUACAGCUCAUUGCAUGAAAUACUAAUCUGUGAAGACACUGCAGGCCAAUCUCAAAGAUGUGGUUUUUGAAUAAUCACAUCCAUCCUAUAUUGCGCCAAUCCAUCUACAUUUUCUGAGCAAAGAAUGACCUUGGAUAAUUCAAAAAAGUAUUCAUCCUGAGUCCUGUGAAGCCACUACUGAUCACUUCUGAAGGAAGAGCUGGAAGCGUCUCCCUGUGUGAUUUCUUUGUAGUGACGUGGCUGCCAUUCUGUGAUUAUUGAUCAAUAGUUGUAAUUGUAGCUUCUUUUAUUUUAUUUUUUUACUGUUUUCCAAUGAGAAAGUUAAAACACAGUCGUGUGAAGUAAAUGCCAGAGUCUCUAGUUCUAGUUCUACUCUUCUCCUGCCUUCAUUGUUCUGCUCUCAUGCCACUGUGAUUUCUAUUUGGGUUCAGUUUUUUUCUCUGCCUUAAAAGUAAGCACAACCUCAUUGCAAACCAAUAAUCCCUGCAAAACAUUUUUGCUUUGUGUAGUGUAUUUUAAUAGUUUUUGUUAUUCUCUUUUGUGCCCAAAGCUGAUGCCUAAAAGUAUUGCCAAACUAUCAGUUACUUUGCUUGCCUUGGCCUUUAUUUUGAGUUGAUCAUCUCUGCGUCCAUAUAUGCAUUCUAUUUUACUAUUUACUAUACCAGAAAUGGAUAUAGUAUGUACAAUGCACUUUGCAAAUAAUACCAGUCAUGGUUUUCUGGCUUCUGACCCACAACCCCCUGUUUCACGGUCAAACGGUCAAAGUUCAAGGUGUUAUGUUGUGAGUAAGUAGUAUUUCCCUAUUGUAUGCAUACUGCAACAGUACAUGCUUGGUAAAGGCAGCUAUACAGUACAUGGUAAAAAGUAGUAUGCCAUGUAGAACGCACCUAAGCAGAAGCCUCUUGUGGCCUUGUAUUAAUUCUUGAACAUAUAAAUAUUAUGGAGUGCUCAACUUUGCAACUGAAUAUGGCCAUUGGUCGGAAAUAUUGCUCAUGCAAUUUAAGGCAGAACAAAUUCGGUAGCAUUGUAAGUACUACACGUGCAUGGGUUGCUUGUCUAGGCAAGAUUUCCGAUUUUCAAGUAAUAUAAAAUCAAGUGAGAAGCUGGACUGUCACCUUUUUCAUGCUUUUUAACAAAGAAGGCACACCAGGUUUGUAUUUUAAAAAAUCUGCAUUGCAAUUUAAUUAUUUUAUUUAUUUAUUUAUAUAUAUAUAUAUAUAUAUAUAUAUAUAUUUAAUUAUUUCUGUGUGUUUAGCGCUCAAUAACUGCUUCACUUCAUCACCUUGCAUGUUGUAUUAAAACACUGUUGGACCUGCUAGUUGCAUGCACUCACGUUUUGCCUCUCCCCAAUUUAUAUCCAUUAAACAUUUUUUCUUUUACUUUGUUGAAUGUAUUAAGUGAAGAGGGAUAUUUAUUUAAAGUAAUGUGAAAAGGUGGUACUAACUAGAGCUUGGUAUCUGUGUUCAUACCUUUUUUUUUUUUAAAUAAGGUAUCGACCAAAAUAACCCAGUACCCCUCCAGUCAAACGAUACCUGCAUUUGAUCCUUUUUGUACCCAGAGCUAGAAAAAAUAAGUUCUGUAUGAUUUUGCUCGCAGCAAAUCACUGCAGUUUGGCAGCUUUCAGCAAGCCAGGAUGCCACCAAAACAUUGGACAAUAAGACUAUACAACAAGCCUGUGACGUCUGAAAUCGAAUGCUUUGAUUCACAUGAUGGGUUACGAUUGAAGUAAAAAAACCAAAAGGGUAUCAAAUGAAUUGCUCUAGUAUUGGUAUCAUCGUGAGGGUACUGGUGUUAUAAUUUUUUUAGUGAUACCCAGCCCUGUUAAAAACUAGUGCUGUAGAAGGUUUUUAUAGAUUGUAUUUGGUGGGUGGAGUCUGUAACUGUGAGCUUAAAUUUCAUGUUGUGCUGUCCUGUAGUUGGAGUGACGUUCUCAAACCAGCGCCUCCGAUGCAGUAGUUGCAGAGCUUUAAUUAAAAAUUAAAUACUUUGCAACGAAAGUGCUGCCAACUGUUAGAUGUGAACAUCCUGAUUGUAGGAAAGUAUUUCCUCUGGAUAGUAUUUUUACGACUGUAUUUCCAAGCUAUUAAGCUGUGAUUUGACUUUUCUGUCUGAAAAAUCCAAUUGAAUAUUGGAUUGCAAUAUUGCAUUUGCAGAUCAUGAUGUUUUGAUAGUGACAGCUAUUGAUUCAUCAUGCCAUAGCAUCUAUCAGUAAUUACUACUUUUUGGUACUUUUUAACCUUUUUAAUAGACUGCAUCAUGCGACAAACUGCAUCUUAAACUUUUGACAAAGAUAAUAUUUCAUCAAAAUUAAAACAUGCCACACCACUCUUCUCCAGUGCACCAUACUUUAUUUUGCCUUUAUCUACCCUGAUGAAGGCGAAAAAAAGUGUUUGAAUAAUUAUGGUGUACAGGGGAAACAUUGUGUGACUAGUUUUUUAAUUUGAUGGACUUGGAAUAAAGCUCGCACUGGUUUGCAUCUGUGUGUGUUCUCAAAGUAAGAAAAAGACUAUUUAGUUGUUUUAGUUGCAUCUAAAACUGUAUUCUCUUUGCCAAAGUUUUACAUGCUGUGCUAGAAAAUUUGUUUGGUAUAAACGUCCAUUGUGCAUGUUUGUUAUGCUGAUAUAUGCAUAAUAUCUAGCCUGAGUAUUUUGGCUAUUUGUGUGUGCGUUUUUUUGUUUUUGUUUUUUUUAGAGAAUUCCUGACUACCUGAUAAGCUGUAUGAUUGUUGUCCUUGACGUGUGUUAAACAUUUAGCUUUAGAAGCACUACAUUUAAACCUUUAUGUUAAUCGUAAGCUGCGAAAUACAACUCUAGCAUUAUACCAUUCCCACAAAUGUAUUUGUGGUGUGUUAACAGUGAUCCCUCUCUAGAACUACCUUUUUUUUUUUUUUUAAUCUACUAAUGAAGUUGUGAAUUUCAAUGUUUUUACUGCACUGUUAUUAUGGAUAUCCAGUAAGUAGCUAAACAUAUUGUCUCAUAGCUAAAUGUUUAGCAUUGUAUAUGCGUGUGCGUUUGUGUGUUGCAGAAACAACUUUAAAAAAACAAACUCAAUAUUUAAAAAUGACAUGUUAUCAUGCCAAAUCUUGAUACUUUAUAUACAAUUAAAGCAAUAAAUUGUGGCCUAUAGCCUAGAUAAGCUAAUUAACUAUAUCACAAUUGUAUGUGUUUUACAUAUGGUGCAGUAGCUUCUUAAAUGGAGCUCCGUCCAUACUCAAAGAUUUCCUGCAACAUGCAUACUGUACCCAAUGACACAUUUUGGGUGCUUAAAUGCUAAAAUUGGGUGUCUUUUUUUUUUUUUGUAAUGUAGUCUUUUUAAAGACUUUGUAGGAAUGCUUCCUGUACAUUGAAUUUAAUAAACAACUACUGAAAGGA